Phodopus roborovskii (desert hamster) is the source of this 1400-nucleotide messenger RNA. It is a transcript of the gene Slc35e3, whose product is annotated as solute carrier family 35 member E3. The record is from RefSeq and is a predicted model, not a curated record. The transcript is spliced from 5 exons. Bases 96 to 1037 code for a protein of 313 amino acids. Gene Ontology annotation, molecular function: antiporter activity; nucleotide-sugar transmembrane transporter activity. NCBI's taxonomy places the organism in Eukaryota, Metazoa, Chordata, Mammalia, Rodentia, Cricetidae. Gene Ontology annotation, cellular component: Golgi apparatus.
AGGGCCCGGGCAGCCGGAGAGCGGCCGGGCGCCCCGCGGGGAGGCUGGACGGCCCGGGCUCGGCCGAGGGUGCUGCUCCGCCGCCGGCGGGCACCAUGGCAUCGCUGGCCGACCGGGUCCGGGGCAACGGGCGCAUCGCCGCCGGGCUCCUGUUCAACUUGCUGGUGUCCAUCUGCAUCGUGUUCCUCAACAAAUGGAUCUAUGUACACCACGGCUUCCCCAAUAUGAGCCUGACCCUGGUGCACUUCGUGAUCACCUGGCUGGGCUUAUACAUCUGCCAGAAACUGGACAUCUUCGCCCCCAAAAGUCUGCCGCUCUCCAAGCUCCUCCUCCUGGCCCUCAGCUUCUGCGGCUUUGUGGUCUUCACCAACCUUUCUCUACAGAACAACACCAUAGGCACCUAUCAGCUGGCCAAGGCCAUGACCACGCCGGUGAUCAUAGCCAUCCAGACCUUCUGGUACCAGAAGAGCUUCUCCAUCCGAAUACAGCUCACGCUGAUUCCUAUAACUGUAGGUGUAAUCCUAAAUUCUUAUUACGAUGUGAAGUUUCAUUCCCUUGGAAUGGUGUUCGCUGCCCUUGGUGUGUUAGUUACAUCCCUUUAUCAAGUGUGGGUAGGAGCCAAGCAGCAUGAGCUCCAAGUGAAUUCCAUGCAGCUGCUGUACUACCAGGCGCCCAUGUCGUCUGCCAUGCUGCUGGUGGCAGUGCCCUUCUGUGAGCCAGUGUUUGGAGACGGAGGAAUAUUUGGUCCCUGGUCGGUCUCUGCUUUGCUUAUGGUACUGCUGUCUGGAAUAAUCGCUUUCAUGGUGAACUUAUCGAUUUAUUGGAUCAUCGGGAACACAUCGCCAGUCACCUACAACAUGUUCGGACACUUGAAGUUCUGCAUCACCCUGUGCGGAGGAUACAUCUUGUUUAAGGACCCACUGUCCGUUAGCCAGGGCCUCGGCAUCUUGUGUACACUGUUCGGCAUCCUCACCUACACCCACCUGAAACUCAGCGAACAGGAAGUGAGCAAGAGUAAGCUGGUCCAGCGGCCCUGAGCACUCACGGAAAAGAAAGACUAGAGACCUCAAAUGCCUAAGUCCGUGGAAAGGCUACAGGUGUUUUCUUCUCAAAGAUGACUGCCUCCCAUCAAUUGGAUUUGCUAAAACCAAAGUGGUCCACGCUUCUUUUCCAAGUCUUCAUGAAGCUGCAGCUGUCACUCAGUGUUUGCCAAGCAUGCAUCAGACCCUGGGCUCAAACCCCAGCACCUUCAAAGAAAUGAUAGGAGCUACAUGUAAGAUGGUUUCAUCCUACUGACUAAAGUACAGGGAAGUUCGGUUCCCUAGGAAUGGCAAAGCGUGUGCGCUCCAGCGCUACAGGCGCGCCCUGGCAUCCGGUCGCGUUCACGCUCUCCCCAGGAA